CCAAAGGAGUUGUAGAGUGAUUCAUAUAUCAAGCAUUACAUUUUAAACUGAAAACGUUCUUAAUUCCUGGAUUCAAAAGUAAUGGCCGGUUUGAUAGACAAAGCGAAGAAUUUCGUGGCAGAGAAGGUGGUUAACAUGGAGAAACCAGAGGCUAGCAUCACAGACGUGGAUAUGAAGAAAGUGAGCAUGGACAGCAUUUCAUAUCAUGCUAAGGUGGCAGUGAAGAACCCUUACUCCGUUCCCGUACCUAUCAUGCAGAUCUCUUACACCCUUAAAUGCUCCGGCAGGGUUAUAGUAUCAGGAACAAUUCCAGACCCAGGGAAUAUAAAGGCAGAUGAUACAACCAUGUUAGAUGUGCCAGUGAAAGUUCCUCACAGUGUGCUAGUUAGCUUGGCUAAGGAUAUUGGCGCAGAUUGGGACAUUGACUAUACAUUGGAAUUGGGUCUCACCAUUGACCUUCCAGUCAUUGGCAACUUCACCAUUCCCCUUUCUCAUAGUGGCGAGAUCAAGCUUCCAACACUGUCCGAUUUAUGGAAGGGUGGAAAAGAAGAGGAGAAAGAAGAUACUGAAAAGGUUAAAGAGAUAUGAAGUACGUAGUAGCAUCGGUAUCUAAUCUGUAAUUUCAUGUGUGUUUUUUUCUACUUCAAAAGUUCUACAUAAAGUUUGUAUCUUGUUUCAGAAUCCAAAGCAUUAGAAUUAAGUUUGAUGCGAA
Nicotiana tabacum (common tobacco) is the source of this 712-nucleotide messenger RNA. RefSeq names its product desiccation protectant protein Lea14 homolog. NCBI's taxonomy places the organism in Eukaryota, Viridiplantae, Streptophyta, Magnoliopsida, Solanales, Solanaceae. The record is from RefSeq and is a predicted model, not a curated record. Gene Ontology annotation, biological process: response to desiccation. Gene Ontology annotation, cellular component: cytosol.